Molecule: messenger RNA, 3252 nt
Organism: Chenopodium quinoa (quinoa)
Lineage: Eukaryota; Viridiplantae; Streptophyta; Magnoliopsida; Caryophyllales; Amaranthaceae
Exons: 4
Coding region: 1342-2085 (247 amino acids)
Source: RefSeq, a predicted model, not a curated record
CUUGAGGAAUUGUGUCUUGUGAAUAGCGGUUUCAAGAAUCUUGAGGUAUCAUCUUCACUUGGAAAUGAAGAUAAUGUGAAGAGGUGUGUUAAGUGACUUUGACUAAACUUUUUGAAGUGUUAAUGAUCCCUUUGAAUGCAAGUAGUAACUGUUUAUUUGGAAAUUUGCAGUAAAGUUUGCCAGGAAAGAAAAUUAAGUCAGAAACUCGGCGUUGGAUCUGCUGGAAAACAGAAAUGUCAGUGUAAGUAGACGCUUACUCGUUACAGAUGAUGUAUGAGUCGUAUAACCUGUUCUGAUGGACUAGUUUUGUGCUCUGCAUGACUUUUGUUUUUGAGGUAAACAGUGAAAGAAUUUUUUUUUUUUUUUUUUUUUUUUUUUUUUUUUUUUUUUUUUUUUUUUUUUUUAUCUCAGCACUGUAUUCUGAAUGUUACUUCUGUCCAAUGAACUUAGUAUGUCUGAUAGAUAUUAAUCGCGAUUCAAAGAAAGUAACCUUCCCUGCUUGUAGUUGCUUCCAACCAUUACUUAUUAACCUGUUCUGAUGGACUAGUAUUGUGCUCUGCAUGACUUUCGUUUAUAAGUGAAAUUGUGAAAGCAUUUUUUAAUCUCAGCACUGUAUUCUAAUUGUUACUUCUAUCCAAUGAACUUAUUAUAUCUGAUAGAUAUUAAUUGCGUUUCAAAGAAAGUAAUCUUCAAUGCCCUGCUUGUAGUUGCUUCCAACCAUUACUUAUUCUCUGUCACACUCAUGAUAUUCUUUCUUAUUGCGCUGUCUUUUCUCUUAUGGCCUUUUACAGCAUUGAUGAAAACAAAAGUUGCGUCUCCAAGCAAGGUAAGGUUUAUCAGAUAGUGUUUUUGCUAGAAACAUCUAUAAAUGACUUGAGCAUAAGUGCCUAUUGCUUUUUUUGGACUUUCAGAUGGUGUCGACAGAAGGCUCCAUACGACAACAGAUGGCUGUUGGAAGAUCAGAGACGACAUCAAGAUCAGCUGUUGCUAAAUCACAAUCUGUGAGUUGACUGACCACUUAUCACAUUACUGAUUUACUGAUUAGGUGCAUCCAGGACCGUUGGACUGGAAUAUUUAGCUGAACUUUUUAAAAGCAUCCAACUGAAAAGGUUGAGGCUGAUAAGGACAGUUUCUGCUGUAGCAAGAUAUUUAUGACUAUAUCAGCAACUAGCAAAAAAUCUUGAAAGCAUUAUGACUAACUAAACUUACUUUGAAUUGAUUAAGAACAUUAUUAGCAGGAAAGAACCUUUAAAGUCCGCCGGAAUCAGGAGCCAGACUAGAGUCUCUAAGGUGCAUGACAAAAAACCACCUCUGCGAGCAAUCAGCAGAAAUGGACAUGGCAUGUUGGCUCCCAAACUACCAGAUUUAAGGAGCUCUAAUUCUAUAAUAUCCUCCCAAUCUCUCUUGCCUUCAUAUGCUACUAAUAGGUCGAUUGAUUAUUCUCCAAGUAAAACUUCCAUGGAUAAUUUACAGACUGCAAGCCUUCUGGAAUCACAGGAGAUGCCAGAUGGUAGUAUCACUUAUGAUAUUAAGGCUUCUCAAACAAUGAACUUAGUAGCCCAUCAGAACAAUCAUCAACUUCAUUCUUGCACCAAACGAAGUCUUGGACUGGAUGCUUCAAAACAGAAUGACACUACAGAAGCAAAGAGAAGUCCCUUUUCAUCCAAGGCUUCUAGUCUUCGUAUGCCAUCCCAAAAGAUCGGCUUCUUUGACAUGAAAUUUCAUAAGCCAGAGAUUAAAAGGCAUGAUCAAGAUGGUAUGUCUAAUAAUAAAGGGCAAAGGAAGAAAGAUGAGGCCUCCACCAAGAAGCAAACACAUUCUCUUGGAUUCGAGGAAAAGGAAAACAUUUUCCACCCUGAGGAUACUGUGAUUGAGCUUGAACUAAAAAAAGGUUCUCCGUCAGCUUCUCAGUUGGCUGCUAAUGGCUCCUCACCAAGUUCUGGUCAGUGCUCAUCUACUUCCAAGAAAAGCCACACUAAAGUUCAGAGACCAGCACGGCAAAGUUUGUUCAGCCCAACUCCUCGCACUAAGACAUCAACAUCAAUUCCCAAAGUUUCUCCAUUGAAGAAAAGUGCUUUCUUUUAAACUGAGCAAUCCCAAAGGAAAUGUCCAAGAAGGUAGAUAACUUAGAUCUAGGUUCACCUAAAAACUUAUUAGACGUUUUGAAAGACUCUCAUUUAACUGUGGGUUGCUAUCAUAAUGAGACAAUUGAAGGCGAAAAUUAGUAGGCUGAGAUGAUGUUUACUUGUACCAAGGUGAAAAAAGUCUUAAUGAAAAGUUCGAGCAUUGAGGAGGUCGAUUAUGUAAAGCCAAUAGAGCUAAUCUAUAAAUAAUGAUUGUUGAUUCGGAUUUUGGUCCAGAGCAUCUUCUUGUAAUGAUUCUUCUAGCCAUAAGUAUAAUUUUGAUAUGUUUCCAUUUUUUUUCCCUUGACAAAGACCAUUGCACAUGUGGGUUCAUGCAUUAUUUUUCCUAAAAUGGGACCAUUUCACAUGGUUCAACAAAGCUUCAACUUGAAAGUUAAUUUAACAACACUUUGUCUUCACCUCCUCAGUGCCUGUUCAUCGUUCAUCAUGACGAAGUUUAUACAACAUAUCCAGUGUCCUAGAACACCUUUUGCAUCACAGAAUUAUAUAUAUUAAACACCGUAUGUUUAGGUCACUAAGGAGAUUUUUCCUCCUCUAAUGCUCCUAUCAUUAGAGGUCUUUUAAGCAUAAUUGUUGUAUUGACUGAAUUUUUUGUUUGUUUCGACAGCAUUAAUUUGGCUUAAUCGAAGGUCAUAAUCAAGAAUAAUGUGAGAUAUAUAUAGCAUUUUGUAUUAACAAAAAAUAAGACACCUGAGUGGUGCUUAGCCUUUGAUGUAUAAUAACUGAAUGCAGAGUAUAAUCUAUGGCAGAAUAAAUACUAUUGACAGGAACAGACCAACUUAUAAUGUUGGGGGUAAUUUCCUGUUACUUAGAAUUUUCCAUUGUAGUUACCAAAUCAAACACAACUUAUUAAAUAAUACGCAUUCCAGGAUAACCUCUAAUGACACAAAGAAUAUUCACUAAUAUGGAGUCAAUUGUGAUGAAAGUGCAGCAACCGAUAUGUCAGUGCACUUAGACUUACGAAAGGAACUUACACCCAGACUCCCAGAGGCUUUCAAGGGCACAUUCUGUCUGGACCAUCUGUAGACCUAUGCAACUAAGUGAUUCAGAAUCAGAAAACUGUUUCGACACAUAUAAGAUAUAACAGUAGAAAAAGAGAGAAAUUAUG